AUGGGUCAGAGAACAUUGUGCCGAUGGAUUCGCAGACGACCCGUUUUACGAAGCCGACGCUCAUGGCGUGGAUCUCCCCGUGUCUAUCCACCAAGGGGUGCACCCGGAAUAUCUCGAGAAGGGAACUGCGGGAUUAUCGACUACUUCAAGAAGCAGCUGUUGUCGAAGUGGCUGCAGUCGACGGAGCUACUCGUGGUGUGCUACGACCGACAGGAACUGGUGCCCGUGAUCAAAGGACACGAACAGCUUGGGAGAAGCGAGAAACUUGCUGAUGAUGUCUGGACCGGCGACACCAAGCCGAAUGGAAUCGUCGCAUUCUAUGGCGUUGGAGGUGAGCCUGAUCUGAGUGCUGAUCAUCCACCUGGUGUAGAUGCCGAGGGCAUAGGUCUCGAGAUGGCAAGGGAAGGUGCCGGGGAGGCGCUUCCCGAAACUGAACCACUCCUUCACUUUCGAGACAGAACCGACACGAUCGAGGGCGUCGAGCGACAGCGUGGGCCAUACAUCGGCGAGGCUGAGCUCUCCGUGAUACACUUCAUCGCUUGGGCGAAGAAGUACUGGGGGAAAAGCUUCGACAAGUGGGUCGUUUCAUCGGUAGACACGGACCUAUGGAUGAUCAUUCUACUGGCGAUGACAACUGGUUGGCUCACGCCCCGUGGCGAGAGGGCAGUUGAUGUGACAGUUCUGAGGGUCGUGGGUGGCGAGACCAAGUUCCUGUGGAUGAACGGAGUGUUCGCCAGCAUCUGCGAACUCCAGGACAGAAGCGAGUCCGCGUGGCCGCCAUUGACCUUCGGGAACUGGAUCCCCACGGACAACGACAAGGCAGUCGUGCAGCACUGAACCUGGGUGAGCUGAACAUGUGGAUGUGCGGAGGAAUUACAUAGGUUCUACAGUCUGCGGUGCCUCCUUUUUUUCGUCUUAUGGCGAAAGCAAGCACAGCAGAACAGCAGGGUAGAGAGGGCAGCAAGACAGGGAGGGGCAGCCAGCAGCAGUCGCGACGGCGUACAGGCGUAACCACGGUACAGAGGGAAGCUACACAAAGAGAGAGGCGGCCAGUGGGAACGAAUCAUAGGAUCUAGCUUCGCCCCGUGUACAACCGCGCUUCCUCAAACUACAAAGACACAUGCAGAGAGUAGCAGUGUACGAGAGGACACGCACGCGGCAACUUCUGUGAAGGUCGGUGCCCAGAGUAAGGGGUACCCGUCAAGUCGGUCGACAGCAGUAGCGUAGGCGCAUAGGCGCAACCACCGCAUAGAGCGGAGGAACGCCAAGAGAGAGGUGGCGCCAGUGGGAACGGAUAUAUGGGAUCCAGCUUCGCCCCGCGUACAACUCUUCCAAAAUUCAGAGAUGCCCGAAAUAGGGGAGGCGACCACGCCGCAGACCGUUGUGGCAUCGUUCGUGCGCCACGGCAAAAUGCAUAGCUUGUGAACAUCCUAGUGUACACUCAGGUUGGAAUCAUCCCUCAGCCGCGAAAGGCGGCAGAAAACAAUUGUGCACACGCAACCCUCGGCCGCGAAAGACGGCUGGCAGAAACCUCAUACUCAACUAGACUUCAAUUUUUUUAGCUCCUGCCACAGCAUUUUUGCAUUUGUCCCGCAAACUUCGGUCUCUGAAUCCACACAAGUGCCCCCCGUCAAUGGCUCCGACCGAUCGUGACAUACCCGCUUGUCCUGUAUCGGUCGACCGAUGAACCUAAUUGGAAGAACAAGACCAACCGACACAUAGAUAGAUGCCGCUCUCUCGGGCUGGUAAGGUGUCACAGUCAACGACAAGGGCCGCGUGGUGAAACUAAAUCUGUGGACCAACAACCUCCGAGAUAUUUACGGCCUUCCCUGUGGACGUUGCGUGUUGCUCCCCUGCGAUGCGUUCGACCUUUCCCAAGAACUCGGUGACCGAAAGUGAUCCUUUCAUGAAAUUGCAAGUUUUGCAGGAUGCGACAACGUUGUCUUUUUGGUACGUCCCUGCGUUAUGCACGCGGUCUACGCCUGAGUACCCUUUGUAUGUAAAAUCGCCGCAAUACCAGCACGCGCUACGCACGAUGCUACUGUACUCGUCAAAGCUAAUCGACACAUUAAUAUUCCGCCUUUUAGCCUGCUCCUUGAACACGCGCCACCGGUAAGCCACGUCAGUUUUCCUGGCUUCCAAGUGCCUUUUGUACGCAGCGGACCUUCGGUAUCGUUUGUUUUGAAGGGCUCGGGUGCGUCUCUUGUCGUACAUUGGAUGCUUUUGUGUUUGAUCUGGCGUUAACGGUGUCAUCGAAAAGGUAGCACAGGUGUCCUGGCGUUUCGAUUGUUUUGAUGGUGCAGUAUGGGAUGCCGUAUUAUUUUUUGAGUGACCGCCCUGGACACACAGGCACCCGAUUUCUGGUAUUCAUAUCCCAAAACAUUUUAACUCGUCUCUAUCAAAAGUCCAUACUUUCACGGCAUGGAUGCGGCACUUCCGGAGAUGAGCAGGCGAUCCACUUCAGAACCGUGGAUGGGACACAUAUUCUAGACCAAUUAGUCCUUUGAAUAGGACAGUUUUUGGGCACACCCAUCGUAGGUGCGAUGAAAAUUCCCUCAACGCUUGUUUUUCCCCGU
Molecule: messenger RNA, 2576 nt
Organism: Ectocarpus siliculosus
Lineage: Eukaryota; Phaeophyceae; Ectocarpales; Ectocarpaceae
Source: the annotation of a GenBank genome assembly